AGGUUAAAUAUAAUAGAAAUAGCACUUAAAAAUCAGUUGAGUGGAUCCUGUUGAAAUGGAAGUGAACGUCAGCAAGCUGCGGCUAGGCGCCCAGCGGUUGCUGGAACUUACUGCGAACGAAUCUGAAGACAACGUGUUUUCGCAAAGUUUACAGAAGUUUGUCAAGAAGCAGAAAUACGUGCCUCAGGAUGUGGAGCGACUAUUCCGGUCGCUCAGUGAGCAACUGCCUUUGCCCGCUUACACGGUGCCGAUUGCCGCUAGUUUUGAGGAGCAGCUUCUCCUGCUGCUCUCCAUGGCGCUCCGAUGGGACUCCGCUAGCCAAAGAUUUCAUACGUAUCAGCUGGAGUGCGUGGCGCUGUCCAAGCUCAUGAAUUUCUCGCUCGAUGCGCAAAGAUUUGCCAAAAGCUACUUUCACGACAAGCCAGCUCCGUUUGAGAAACAACAGAGUAAUGGCAGUCUGCCUAGUAAAAAGUCUAAAAAUGGCAAUCACGCUGAUAAUCUAGAAGAUUUGGAGCUCAUCAAAUGCUGCUUUCAAUUGCUGAAAAGUGAUACGCCCUAUUUUCGCGAGCUGUGGGACUGGUCCAGCUUUAUAGCAACUUAUACACACAAUUCAUCCAGCCCGAAGACACGGCUUUAUUGCAACUACAUCGUGGCUAUGCUGACCAACAUGAGUGCCCUUCAGCUAAAUUCUUUGAACGAGAAAAUAUCGACUAAAACACGUCUGGAGUUCGAUCAGGAAAGGGAGCAGGCAUGGAACACAGCCAGAAACACCCUCUGCAGCUAUACACCAGAUGCUUCCGACCAACUACUGAACCUGCAUUUGCAGGGAAUCAAUCAAUCCGUGACAAAUAUCGAGGGUGUUUUACUGCCCACAUUUAAUAAGGAGAAUCUAGAGUUCUAUGCAAGCACCGAUGGAUGCUACGAUCGCAUUGUAAAGGUGGAUUCAACUGUGGUUAAUCUGCGGAGCAUUGCCCUAGGAGUAGCAGCUGCCAAGCCCAUCUGUCUUUCUGGACCCGUGGGUUGUGGCAAAACCACGCUUAUUGAGUACCUGGCCCGUAAAACUGGACGCAUUUGUCCCAAGCCAAAUGAGAUUGAAAGUAGGGAGAAGGCUUUAAAGAAAGCUGAAGAGGAGGAACAAUUAUUGACACCGAAAAAGAAGGCAAAGACAACAGGAAGCAAGCGCAAGCUGGAAGAGUUGCCUCUGGAAGAAUUACUGGACCUGGGCGAGACUACCAAAAAGAGUGGAUUUUUACGUAUUCAGCUAGGAGAUCAGACCGAUAGCAAGAUGCUACUAGGCCAAUAUCGCUGCACUGAUGUGCCUGGAGAGUUUGUUUGGUUGCCAGGUGUUUUGACACAGGCCGUGAUGCAUGGUUAUUGGUUGUUGCUGGAGGACUUGGAUGCUGCAACGCAAGACACCUACACCAUUCUUAGUAGCCUUUUAGAGCGUCAAUGCCUUAGUGUUCCCGGAUUUCGUGAUUCCGUGAAAAUAGAGCCCGGGUUUCAGUUGUUUGUCACAGUGCGUACAAACAAAUCAGCCAGCAACUCAAGCCAAAAAUCGCUUUAUUCACUUUUGGACAAAUAUCUAUACACCAUCAAUAUACUUCCUCUGUCCCGGAAUGAGCUAUGCAAAAUGGUCAGUAUCAACUAUCCCAAACUGUCGACAGUGGCCAAUAGGAUUGUGGAUGUAUUCCUCACCUUCUCCAGUGGAAACCACACAUCCGCUGAUAACUUGAGGCAGCAGGAAUCGGGCGACAAGGCAGACAACACAGAGCAAUAUGUGGCCCUUCCCUUCGAGCAAGUGCCUCUUACCUCGAGCCCCAAUUCUGGCAGAUUGGUGUCGACCCGUGAUUUGGUAAAGCUGUGCCACCGCUCCAACCCACAGUUUUCAGUGACUAGCUCGGAAUGUGCCUAUUUCGUUUUCCAAAACGCAGUAGACGUAUUUUGUUCAUAUCUACCGGAGAGCAAAGAAAAGGUUACCUUGAUCACGAGCAUAGGUGCCAAACUGGGGAUCAUACGUUCUCGUUGUGAACAUUUUGCAAACGAAUACAAGCCAGAUGUGGAAUUUGGACUGGAGCAUAUAAAAAUUGGAAGAGCGAGCCUUUUGGCCAAAUCGGAUUUAAAUAAUAGUGAGAAUGAAGAUAUUUCGGAGCAGGACCUGAAGCGCCAAAAGUUAUCACAACAAACAAGAAGAGCUAUUGGUAAAGUCAGCAACAAGAGAACCACCUUUUCGUUCACUAGGCUCGCCAGCUGCAUCUUGGAACGGAUUGCUGUGUGCGUCACCCAUUCUGAGCCAGUUCUUCUGGUGGGCGAAACCGGAGUGGGCAAGACAUCUUCAGUACAAUACCUUGCCGAGCGGACGGAACAUAAAUUGGUGGUGGUCAAUAUGAACAACCAAUCUGAUGUGUCGGAUUUGGUAGGCGGCUUUAAGCCCGUGGAACUCAACUACGUACUGGCACCACUGCGAAAUGAAUUCGAGUAUCUUGUGUGCGAUACCUUCAAUCAAGAGAAGAACUUGCAGUUUCUGCGCUUGUUCGCCACACACUACAACAGUGGUCGUCAUGCUGUGAUUAUUCGCACCAUGAUCAAUAUUUGCCUACAGGUGGCCAAGAACCCGGAACUGAAGGCGAAUAAGUUGCUUCCCCGCUGGCAAACGCUGAGAGAAAAGUUACAGAAGCUUCAAAUGCAACUGGAUAAGAGCAUCAACAUCUCCUUCGCAUUUAUACCCGGCUCUCUGGUGAACUGCAUCAGCAACGGAGACUGGGUUUUGUUGGAUGAAAUUAAUUUGGCCUCAGCAGAGACGUUAGAAUGUCUCUCAACCAUCCUAGAACCGGAGGGUUCAGUGGUUCUCUUGGAACGUGGUGAUUUCACUCCCGUAAAACGGCAUCCAGAUUUCCGCAUCUUUGCCUGUAUGAAUCCUAAUACGGACAUUGGCAAGAAGGAUUUGCCUGUGGGCAUACGUAAUCGCUUCACGGAAUUCUUUGUAGAUGAACUUACAACGGAAGCAGAUUUGAGUUUGUUGGUGAGCGAUUAUUUGGCAAACACAGGCAUCCAGAGGAAGUCGGUGCACAGCAUCGUUCAGCUAUACAAGUCUCUGCGGAAACUUUCCGAGCUGCAGCUAAACGAUGGUCUUGGGAAUCGGCCGGUGUAUUCCCUGCGCACACUGUGCCGUAGUUUGCGUAUCUGCGCCAGAAAUCUGUGCGGCUCCAUCGAGCGAAACUUGUACGAGAGUUUCUGUUUGAGUUUUCUCACCCAAUUGGAUCCGGACUCGCACCACGUGGUGUUGCUCCUAAUCCAGAAUGCGCUCCUUUCGAAUGUCAAAGCUAUAUUGAGUAAGCAGUUGCCACAAUUGGGAGAUAAUUAUCUGGACUUCGAGGGAUACUGGAUCCAGCCGGGCAAUCUGGAGCCGCAGCCGUGUACCCACUAUAUUCUUACGGAGAGUGUAAAGAAGAAUCUGAAGGAUCUGGCUCGAAUCAUCUCGAUUGGAAAACUACCUAUUCUGCUUCAGGGACCCACCAGUGCGGGUAAAACCAGUUUGAUUGACUACGUGGCUAGAAGGAGCGGAAAUCGCUGUCUGCGCAUUAACAACCACGAGCACACGGAUCUUCAGGAGUAUAUUGGAACCUACGCAGCGGAUUUGGAUGGAAAGCUGACAUUCAGGGAGGGAGUACUGGUGCAAGCCAUGCGCCAUGGCUUCUGGAUUAUACUGGACGAACUCAAUCUUGCGUCUACGGAUAUUUUGGAGGCCCUAAAUCGAGUGUUGGAUGACAACAGGGAGCUGUAUAUUGCAGAGACGCAGACUUUGGUAAAAGCUCAUCCCAACUUUAUGUUGUUUGCCACGCAGAAUCCUCCAGGUCUUUAUGGAGGAAGGAAAACGCUGUCUCGUGCCUUCAAAAAUCGUUUCAUAGAGCUUCACUUCGCUGACAUACCACGCGGAGAGUUGGAAACCAUUCUCGAAAAGCGCUGCUUUAUUCCACCGACAUAUGCCCGCAAGAUGGUGCAAUGCAUGACCCAAUUGCAGCAACAUCGCAAAAAUACCUCCAAGCAGGUCUUCACACUGCGCGAUCUUUUCCGGUGGGGCAAUCGAUACACCCAUGCGGAUAAGUCUCUGCAUGAUGACAACAGGUACGACUGGAACCAGCAUCUCGUUGAGGAAGGCUACCUGGUACUAUCCUCAAAAGUCCGUUCACAGGAGGAACACGAGCUGAUAGAGAAGACUCUUUUCGCCAACUUCCGCAAAAAGCUUGAUCUCCAGACGCUGUUUGAUAUUCAAACCGAGAGGGAAAACUCCUCUAUGGUAAGUAGAAAAAUUCUUGACGCCAUAAGAAACUUUAAGCUGCGCGACGACAUCGUUUGGACUCGCAAUAUGACGCGCAUGGCCGUGGUCACCGCCAAGGCCUUGGAGUUCGACGAGCCUGUUUUAUUGGUUGGCCCAACGGGCUGUGGCAAGACCACCGUGUGCCAACUUCUUGCUAGCAUCGCUGAUGUCCAGCUGCGCAUUCUCAACUGCCACAUGCAUACGGAAGGAGCAGAUUUUCUGGGGGGAUUGCGUCCUUGUCGAGGAAAGGAAUCAACACAACUCUUCGAGUGGGCCGAUGGCCCAUUGAUUUACGCUAUGCAAGAGGGCUCGUAUUUUAUGGCCGAUGAGAUAUCACUUGCUGAGGAUUCCGUUUUGGAGCGGCUGAACUGCAUACUAGAACCAGAACGUACCGUAUUGCUGGCUGAGAAGGGUGGCAUCUCCGAGUUGGAUGCAAGUCCCGACUUUGUGGUGCAGGCCAAGUCCGGCUUUCAGUUCCUUGCCACCAUGAAUCCCGGCGGGGACUUCGGUAAAAAGGAGUUAUCGCCUGCCUUAAGAAAUCGAUUCACUGAGGUCUGGUGCUUGCCCUCAGACAACAAGGAGGACCUCAUUGAGAUUGCCUACAACUGCAUGCGACGGCAAAAUGAGCACGAAAACCAAGCGAUCAACACCCAUAAAGUCGCUGAGUACCUGGUGGAUGUCGUGCUCCACAUCCGCGAUACCAACGACAAGUUCAAGUUUUCAGUUCGUGACAUCUUGGCCUGGGCUAAUUACAUGGUUAGCAAUGCAAAGCUUAGUUUUGCGGAGCAGGCAAUAUUCGGCUUGGAAACAAUUUUCCUAGAUGCCUUGGAAAUGCUUCCUCAUGAAUCCCAGGAACAGGUGGAGCUGCUAAAAUCCAAUAUAGUUAAACAGGCCAUCAAACAAGCGAGUCUUAUCCUGCAAGAAAAGUUUACCCUGGAGGAACUCAGCGAGAAGCGAGGAACCGAAGUCGAGCUGAAUGAAUGUCGGUUUGGCAUUCGACCAUUUUUCAUAGACGUUAAUCAGGAGCGCUUGACGUCGGCCAAAGAGGAUUUCUUAUUCGAUGCGCCCACAACCAAGCAGAACUUAUUCCGUCUGUUAUCCGCGCUUUCCCUUCAAAAGCCAGUGCUCUUGGAAGGCCCACCUGGUGUGGGUAAAACAUCCAUUGUGGAGAGCAUAGGAUCUGCCAUUGGGUACCAAAUCGUGCGCAUUAAUCUGUGCGAGCACACGGACUUGGCUGAUUUGUUUGGAACCGACCUACCUGCUGAGGAUAACUUGCUAGAAUCAAAUACAGCCGCUACGGAGCGUCAAAUAGGCAGCUUUGUGUGGCGCGAUGGACCGCUUUUGGCUGCCCUUAAGGCAAAGAACACAUGGAUUUUGCUGGACGAACUGAAUUUAGCUCCUCAAUCUGUGCUGGAGGGUCUUAAUGCGGUACUGGAUCAUCGCGGAGAAGUGUACAUUCCGGAGCUAAACAAGAGUUUCCAUUUAGCUGGCUCGACUCGCAUUUUUGCGUGCCAGAAUCCUUUAAAGCAAGGCGGCGGCCGUAAGGGAUUGCCCCAAUCCUUCCUUAAUCGUUUUACCAAAGUUUAUCUGCGCAAGCUCUCCACUGAGGAUCUGCUACAUGUGGUAACUGAGAAGUACGGAAAGUACUUUAAUCAGUUGAAUGCAUAUUUUUCGGAACUGUUAGAUCAGAAAGCUGAAGGCAAUCUUUUUGAGAUUUACUCAGGAAUGGAAGGUUCAUGCAAAUCGGAUUCAUUUGAUUUGGGUGCUCGUUUGGUGCGCUUCUCCGAACAACUCGAUCGGGGGGUGGCGUCCAUGGAGUUUGGCUACAAGGGCGGUCCAUACGAGUUCAAUCUUCGUGAUAUUCUCCGCUGGUGUGAUCUGCUCCACAACCCUCAAACUGGAUACAUUUUGGGGGCUUCACCGUCAUCAUUCCAAGCCGCUUUCAAGGAUUUUCUGCUCACCCUCUACGAAAGGAUGCAGUUGGUCUAUUACCAAAGGAUGCGCUGCGAUCAAGAUAAAUCGUACAUUCGAAAUGUCUUUUCAACCGUUUUCGUAUGCGAUGCUGAACACCUAAAUCAGAUUUCAAACGAUGUCGCUCUUUAUUGGACAGCAGAUAAAGUAUAUCUUAACGAUGUGGUCUUGAGCCGCAAGCAAGCGGAUGUUCUGGACUUGGUAAAUCGACAGGAGCAGGCACCAUUGCUGCUGGACAGUCAGAGGCAGCAGCUUAAGCAAAUCGUCGAAGCUGUUCAUAUGGAGAAGCCUCUACUGCUCUGCGGAUCAACGGACAGUGGCAAGACCAAGUUGAUAGACGCGCUCUGCGUGCUGUCCAAUCGCCUAUGUAAUACGGAUAUCAUUGACGACUCCGUAACUGGUAGUUUCCAGCAGAUCGACUUAAAUAGACAUCUAGAAAUAAUUUACAAGAAAGUGGAGACGCUAGUUUUUUCUUGUGUUCAACGGGCAUUUGUCCUGCACACACAGCCGGAGUUUGUGGAACAGUUGUGGAACAAAUGGAGCAUGUACAACAAGCUUGCCAAAGUAACAACAGAGCCCCAUCAACACAGUGUGUUAGACGAGCUAAAACUGUUCAGCGAGCGUCUGGGAUCUCUAGGUAAGAUUAUAGAGGUUUUGGAGGCCACGCCACAGAACUGCCAAGUAAGAGCACUUCAGCAGUUGGCAGAAGUCAAGUCUCAGCUUUUGAUGCUUCAAGCGUACAUAAAAACGGCAGAUUCCCUCAACACGGGAGGAUCAUUCGAAUGGGUGGACUCUCAGAUUGUUACCUCACUGAAAUGCGGCCAAUACAUCUUGCUGGAGCAUGUUAAUCUCUGCUCCUCGGCCGUUCUGGAUCGACUAAAUCCUGUAUUCGAGCCAAAUGGAAGCUUACUAAUCGCUGAGAAAGGAAUAAGUGCACAGGACAGUGCCGAGGUGGUUUACAAAUCAACCAAUUUCCGUGCUUUCCUUACCGUGGAUCCAAAGAAUGGCGAGCUAUCGCGAGCCAUGCGAAACCGAUGUGUGGAGCUAUCUCUAUCUAGGGACACCUAUUCUGUAGAUGAUUUGCGUGCCUUUGUUCAUGAGCAGGGUGUGCGUGAAAUGGAGGCCAUAGAUUGUAUACUAGGAGUGCAUACGGGAUUAAGUCAGCUGACUGAGUUCAAUAACUACUCCAUAUCGCACCUGACACAGUUUGCCUUUUUAAGCGCUGCCUAUAGGAGAAUUGGCUAUGAGCUUAAACGUGCUAUUUAUGUGGCUGCCAUGGAGGUUUAUGUAUACUCAGCCAACACGGACCUAAUGGGAUAUGGAUUGUCUUAUUACCAGAAUAAACUGCGUGAGGUGGUGCUGGCCCAAACGGAAGUAUUUGAGGAAGGUGCUGCUAUCCAGGAGGAUUUCCUUAGCGAUGUAAUAAUUAAUUCUGGAAACCUCAAUUCGUUGACAUUAAUUAAACGUCAGGCUGUGGCGUUAAAGGUGUUGCUUGAUGGAUAUUCAGAACAAAGAAUUUUACAAAAGCGGUUGUCUUCUCUCUUCCAAGAGAUGGAGAAACUUAAAUUGGACCAGCGAAAUCCCCAGAAGCUCAUUCGUCAUUUCCUUUAUAUGCUCUACGAGUCGUCGGCCUUCGGAGACUUGGAAUUAAGACAUCUCUACAUUCAAUCUUGGUUAUCGAAAGACAAUGCUUUCCAAGAACUUUCGCAGAAUCUUUACAAUUGCUUGAAUAUAAGGAGUAACUCCGAUACAGGAACUUCGGUGAAUCUACCUUGGAAUCGAAAACUCAUUCCGAGACUUCGUGAUUACUCAACAGCUGAAUCGAAUUCUGAACUAAAUCCUUUAAAUCUGAGUGCCUUGCUUUUGGCGCGCCUUGUGGUCGAUAUCAUACCCGUCAGUUCAGUUACUGCAGUGCAGCAAAUGAAUGCACUGCAGUAUUCACAGGCCCUCUGUAAGCAACAAGUGACUGAAAAAUACGCCAAUCAUUUUCUAGCCAAUUUCUCGAGCUUCCUCGAAGUUCUUCAUACUAGUUUGCUGGAGGAUCUAGAGACGGCUGAUUUGGGUCUUCCUCAGUAUGCACACUUAGUUACACGCUUCCAUUGGUUCAAUCGAAUUUUGGCCACUGCACAGCAAAAGCUUUUGUACAACAAUGAGCUACAUGUGCCGCUGAUGCAUAAAAUGGUUCUCCAUUUCCAGUGGCUUGAAAAGCACCUCCUUGUUCCUUUAAUUGAAUUGACAGCCAAAAGCAGCUGUGCACGGAUGCUUGCCAUUCAAGACCGUACUCUAAAAAUCAAAAAAUACAUCGAGGAGACGAGACGACCUCUAAACGUAACUUGCAAGAUUUAUUCCAAGCAGUUCACCCAGUUCCAGCCGUAUUACCAGGAUCAACAGAUCAAACGCCAUACAGAAUUAGAUGAAUUGGAAAAAUUAUUGUCAGUGGUGCCCAGCUAUGGCAACUUGGAAUUGUCCUCUUGGCUCAAAAGAUGGCUUCUUCUUCAAACAGAUGACGCGAACAAGUGGCGAUCUUUUCUGCGUAAGCACACAAAUGGUUUUCAACCCAAGUCUUUUGAAAUAAGUGGUUCCCUGCGGAAUGAGACACUACAGUCGCACCUGCUAAAACUGCAAACAACGUUAAAGGAAGCUCAAGAAAUCAGUGCAGAGAAUCAAAUGGACUUGGAAUUAGACUUAAACAGCAUCAAGACACUUUUUGAAGCGGAAACUGAAGAAAGUGAAUCUUAUAUACAUCCAGAUGGGAUACCAACUAAUACGCCGAAACUAUUAAUUGCUGCAUUGAGAGAACUAUUCAUGGAACGCCUCUUGACUGGAACUCUUCGCGACGACUUCGAUGAGCAGGUGAACCCCCUGUAUGCAGAUCAGUUGCUUACCUUAAACAGCAAUAUUUGGCAUUGCCUGAAGACGCUUGAGAGUGCUAACCAUACCGAAAUCACUAAUGCUUGGAUUGCACUCAAGAAGGAAGUAAAUGAGCUGCAGGAUCAGGGGGAGUUCGCAGUGCUGCUGGAAAAGAUUGGUGGUGGCUACAAAGGACUGCGUUCUUAUCAAAGGCAGUAUCGAAAUUCCGUUCAAUGCUACCAAUUGGAAAAUCUGUCCACCCGUCUGGAUUGUGUUCAAGGUCCUUCAGAAGACGGUAGCACGGAUAUAUCAAGUCGAUUUUGUUAUCAAGGCCCUGCUUUAUCAGGAGUCAUUUUAUCGCUGAUAUGUCAACCCAACGGCCAGCUGCGAUCGGUUCCCCUAAGCGAGCUGCUAGAAUGGCGAUCCGCUUUGCAGCAAACACGACACCUGAUCUGGGAGAAUUCUCAGCUAUUGACUUCCAGAUAUAGUGUAGAAGUCAAUAAUCUCUUGCAGGUCAAGGAAAAUGCAAGGCAACUACUAAAAGAGCUGGAAUAUGUGAGGAAUUUAAGUGAGCAGGAACAGAAAGCUAACCACGGCUUUGAAAGCUGUGCCAAAGAACUCGAGAAAAUUAUUGAAAAAUUGGAGAAAGAAGAAAACAAUAAUGCCUCUAUAACAAGAGAUUUUGAAGUUUCGCUAUCGAAUGCCCUGGUGGGAGCCAUUGAGUUGUGCUUGCUCACGAACACCCCGUUGAUCGAUCCAGUGGAAAAGAAUCGCCUUAAAAACGAAUACGUAGCGGAGGAUAUCGAUUGCCUUAGCACUUUGACAACCGCCUAUGAUUUCAUGAAAAUCGCGAUGAAAUAUCGUCACUUUGGCGAGGAAAUUUACAGUGAACUGGAGCUAAGAUUGAGGACGGCUCUCCAGCGGCAACAACAGCUUUCGCAAAAGUUGGCUUUGCGUCCGAAAAAGUGCCUAUAUGCGUCUCUGGUCCAGGAUAUUACUCAAUUCCUGCACUCGAAUGGCGAUUGUGUGUCACUUUAUAAGCUGUUCCAGCUUAUUCACUCGGAAUGGGAAAACUUCCAAGGACUUCAUGUCGCCACAAGUGCCCAACUGAAGAGCAGCAUUGAGGUGCUGGGAAAACUGGACCUGUGGCUAGCAAAUGCUCAGAGAUUCGUUCAUCACACUCUUUCCAGGUACUCAGCAUACUACCAAGACUUUGUGGAGCCCAUCAAGUGCUCUGUGAACCAGUUGCGUUUUGGAUUGGAGUCCCUUAAAGUGAUCUUUACCAGAGUGCAGCAGGCUGGCAGCGUUUCGCAGGCAGAGCAGAUGCAGCAAACAAUAGGUGAUAUUGUUCAAUUCCCAUCCCAGCAUCCGCUGGUAAUUAGGAAUAUCAGGCUUUACGGCUUAUUGGCCGAGCUUCCUCAUAGUGAAUAUGAGUACUUCCGUUUGCUGAAAGCCAAGUUGAGCGAGCUGAGCAAUUACAUCGCGCUGGGAAGAGUGAUAGACGAAACUACAUUUGCGGCAUACGAUGAUGCGUUAAGCAUUUGCAACCAGACCUGGCAGCAGGAGGAGCACCGUCGCUGUCAACUGAAAGCGGAAGCAGAAAGUUUGUAUGUGACCAAGACCAAGGGAGGAGUGGAUAGUGAAGAGCUUAUUGAGAUGCAAGAAAUCGAGCACAACUUCCCUACGAACCUGGACGAGGACUUUGCCGAGUUCGUGUCUCAACCAACUUUGGAGCAAGUCCUGAAACUAGACAAAAAGGCCAGUGCGAAGGACAAACAAUCUCAGAUUGUAGUUGAUGAGGAUUAUGCGUUCCUAGCACGUAAUUUUAUAGACGUGAUGACUCGCCAUACUCAGGUUUACUAUAAAGAGCAACCCAAGUCAUCGAAGGAGUUAGAACUCCAUUUGCUCGCGCCUUAUCAAGCACGCUUCCAGGUGUUUGCAAAUCUACAUGGUCACUACAAGACAGCCCUAGGAUCGAGUCUAGCCGAAAGGGCCUGCAAUGGAUUGGUUUUUGGACUGGCUCUGCAGCAGAAACAGCUGAGGGAUAUCGAACUAGAGGAAGUAGUAUCCAGUUCCCCUUACGACUUUUACAAAGAUUCAAAUAUUAGUGAAAUUCAAAGUUGCCUGGAUGUCAUGGAGCGGAUAGAGAAGCGUGUGCUGGAACAACUGGAACAGUAUCCUGAGCACGCAGGUCUUGCGGACAUUAAGCUGGUCAUCUCUCGCAUCCGUCGACUGCCGGCUCAUGCGCCUGUGGUUCGUUUCAAUACGGGGUUCCAGCUGCUAAGACAGAAGUUGGCACUCUGGAAUGAAGUGGCCCACAGGAACAACAAUCUGGUGUCGGAGGAAAUCGAGGUGGCCGAGUUUGUCCAACGCUGGACAAGAUUGGAGCUGCAGCACUGGCGCAAUUGCCUAGGACAAACGGCCGCUCAAGUGGAGUUACAAGCCUAUCGGUACUGGUUCUUCAUCUACAACCUGCUGCAACAAUUCAUACACCAGAAGCAACUAGAUCAUUCGUAUACCGACAUUAAACUUGCCGAGCAACGCUUUGCACAGGAUCAUUUGUUGGAUGCCCAGGAUUUGGGAGAGUCCCAGCGUUUGGAACUUGCACAGGUGGUGCGCAUCUUAAGACAGUUUGUGGAGGCCUCCUGCUACGGUGAUUUCCAUAUUCGGCUGCAGCUUCUUCAAGGAUUUGAAUUGUACUUGCACAAUGUCGAGAGAACCGGAAAAAUUAAUGGACUGCCUCCCCUAAUUGCAGCAUUACAUAAUCUCCAGCUUUAUUUCUCCCAGUUUGCUGGCGAGAUAGCAGACUCUGCGAAAUUACGUCGUUCGCCCAUCGAAAAGAAGCUAAAGGAGUUUGUGAAGAUACAGAGCUAUAGCAAGGACUUAAGCUACUUUAGCAUGCGCAACAGUGUGGCCAGUGUACACCGCAACCUGAACAAGUUCCUAAAGGAAUACCGACUCUCGAUUCAGGAGAAGAUUUAUGAGGUAUUUCAACCAAAGGAUUCCACUGCCAAAGACUACACCUUUGGCACCGACAAGGGCAAGGGGUUGAGAAAUUACAAUAAAAUAAAGUAUCUGCACACCGAGCGACAACAAUUCGUGGCCAGUGAGAAGCUACUGGAGAAGUUUGCCAUCCAGGAGGAGUUCCUGUCGGAUAACACACUGCUCCAACGCUUGGACAAGCACUUCCGAACUGCACGACAUAUAGUCAAGGAAACGUUGGGACAGGUUCCCUACGGCGAGCUGAUCACGGAGCUGGAUGACUUGCUGGCCAGUCAGUUAGAGCGAUGUGAGCAUUUACGUUCCCUGAACGUUGAUCGUUCGAAGGAGAGAACUCAACAGAAGCAGGAGGCCAAGCAGAUCCUUCAGCAAAAACGCAAGGCUCUCACGGAUCUCUUCAAGAUGCUCCAUCGACUGGGUGCCAACUAUAAGACUGGCCUUCUGGAGCUUUCUUUGCGCAACGAGUUUGAGGACUUCCAACUUCCCCCCUAUUCCAUUCGAUCCAUGUUGCCGCGACUCCACCCCACUGCCCAGCAGCUGGAUGAGCACCUGGACUUGUACUAUAUGAAGAGUGUGUUCAAGUUAAAGCUCCUGCAAAACAUUAUGCUGACUCCGUUGUCGGAACUCGGCCCACCCAAUAUCGAACGCAUCAAGGGCUUUGCUGUGGACUUAUUCCUAUUGGUGCAACAGCAGCGGGAGCAGCUGUCUGGAUCCACCAAAGAGCUUCAUGAGCUGAGGAAUUCACUAGACAGCUUGCGUAAGUUGGCAGAAAUUAUUCCACAGGCCCAUAUAAAUCAGUCGACUCUCAAUUUCGUAAAGAGUGCAGAUAUAGCUAUGGAAAUAAAGCAACAUCUUCGCCAGAUUCACUACGUCCUGAAGCAGUGGAAACUGCUGUUAAGUUGUGCUCCAAGCUCAUUCAAUGAAGAAUCCGAAAACCGCUUGCUGGUACGGAAAAUUACCUUAGCCCAAAGUGAACUCCAGAGUCUAUGUACACAGAUCCUAAGCAGCAGCCAAGAAUUGCUAAAUGAGCUGAACAACGCAAAUCUGGAGUAUCUAUCUAGCGAAAAGUGUGAGACUUACCAGAAGAGCUACGCGGAAAUCCUAGAUAAUAUAAAGAAGACCUUAGAACUACUCAGAACAGGACAAAACGAUUAUUUGCCAUUAGCGCAACCAAUUGUUGAGCUUUUGGAUAGCGUGCGAUUGAAGAACCACACUGAAAUAGCUCCAGAGGCCAUCGAUUUGGCCAACGCGGACACAGAGUUGGCCAACAUAGCCCACAGUGUGCUAAUGUCCAUGCAAAAGAUUUAUAAGCAUCACGUUAAGACUGAUGAAGUUAAUCAAAAUGGAGACGCAAAAGAACAGGAUGAAGAGUCCAAGGAGGCGCUGCAGGAACAGCAUCUCAAGAAGUGCCUCACUGGGGAACUGACCUUGGAUUGGCAACAGCUAAGCCUGCCACGUGUGCUCGGCAAGCUGUCCAACGUACUCCUGGUACUAAAGCACUCCCAUUUCGAAGGCCAGGAUAAGCUACUGUGCGUAAGACGAGCGAUAGGUCUUUUGCCUGUUUUGGAGCAGUACCAAUUACUCGCGGAUUAUUUGCUUCUCCAACAACUCGCCACCCAUAAGGUUUCCGCCAAGAUGCUAUCCAUAGUGCUGACCGUUUUCGUGGAGAUCGGUAGUAAGGGCUUCUGUGUGCCACCGGAUCUCAUGCAAGAUGAGGAGGGACAGUCGAAGCAGGAAUCCAAGAACGGUGAGGGCUUCGGCCUAGAGGAUGGAACCGGUGAGAACGACGCCUCCGACAAGAUUGAAUCCGAGGAUCAACUUGAUGACGCAAAGCGCCCAGAGGAUCGGAAAGACGAGGGUGAUAAACAGGAGCCAGACUGCAAGGAAGAGAAAGGCAUUGAGAUGAGUGACGAUUUUGAUGCCAAGAUGCAGGAUGUGGAGAAACCCGAGGAGGAUGACAGCGGUGAGUCCGAAGAAGAGGAGGAUCUAAACAAGGAGAUGGGCGAAACGGAGGAAGGUGCCGAAAAGUUGGACGACCAAAUUUGGGGCGAUGACGAGGAAGAAAAGCCGGAGGAGGAACAAGAACCUGAUAUGAACGAGGAGGAUCAGGGCAAGGGCAGCAAGGAUGAAAAAGAUGCGCACAACGAUUUGGAUACAAAGAACGAUGCGGCAAAAGAAGAUGGCAAAGAUGAGCACGAAAAGGACGGCUUAGAUGCCACCAAUGAACCCAGCGGAGAGGACAAACGCAAGGAGCAGGCCAAGGACAUUGACGAUAUGAAGGAUCCCGAAAUGGAUGAGGAGCAAACGAAUACAAUGCACAAUGAGCUGGAGGAGCCGCCAGAACCAGAGGAAAUGGAUUUGGGGGAUAUGAAUAAUGUCGACGAGGGACACGAUGACCAGCAGGAACAGCCCACAGACGAAAAUCCCUUUGACAUUGAUGCCAUGAAAGAAAACAUGCAACCUGCUGAGGAACCCGAAGCAGACAGAGAUAACGAGCCUGAUGCAAACGAGGAAGGCGAUCCGCAAAGCGACGGCAGCGACUCUGAAGAGGAUGAGACGGGUACGGAAGCAAAACCAGCUGAAGAAGAUCAGGGCGAUGGCGAAGAGGCAACACCAGAAGAUGAAAAAGACGAGGCCGAAACACAAAAACGCGGUGAGCUAGAGGACGAAGAUGAUUCAAAGCCCGAAGAUAGUCCUGAGGAUGCCAAGGAGGAGAAGGAGGAGAAGCGCGAGGAGAAACCAGAGGAGCACUCACAGUCUAAAGACAAAGCCAGCAAGGAGGAAAAUGUUCAGUCCAUGCCGGAGACUGAUCAGAGCAGUUCGGCCGAUCAGGUGCAGCAGCCACAGGACCCGGACAUUAAGCAAGAUCAGAAGCUUGAUGAACAAGAGACUGGUGAAGAAAAGGAUGGAAUCGGCCAGGCCGAGAACGACGCCGACGAUGGCGGCCAUCAGGGCGUUGCGGAAACCCAGGAAACUGUGUCACAGGAGGAUCGUAAAAACGAAAGGCAAACUCAGGAGAAGCGCAAGCAGGGAAGAACCAAUGAGGAGCGAUCCCUAGGUGAGGCGGAGCAGAACAAAUUGAAACAGCUAAAGACAAUUGAUCAACUGAAGGACUCAAAGGAGUCCGACGAUGCCGACCAGGAGAAACCGGAACCCAUGGACCAGACGGAGGCUGAGGAGUACCAGCAUGUAAAAGAGCCGAAAAACAGCGACAAAACCACUCUGGACAAUGCUACUGAAGAACAAUCAAAGAAGAUCCAGCAUCAGGAGGAUGAGCCACCAAACGAAGAGGAAAUAGAGACGGAAAAUGUUGACGAGUUAAUGGAAUCCGAAGAGCCAGCCGUUGAUCCCGAAGAUGAUGCUCAACUCGAGCAACUGGGUGCCGAGAAGACGGAGCAAAAGUCCGACAAACCCUCUAAAACAGAAAAGUCUAAGGAGCAGUUGGAGACCCCUGAAGGCAUGGAGAUAGAAGGGGAGGUGGUGCCGACUAUGACGGUUCCUCGUAGCUCGGAAACUACGGCGCAUAGCAAUUCCGAAAUCCUCCUGGAUGAGAGCUCGCACGCGGAGGAUCUGAGCUCAGCCGAACAGAUUGAGCUUAGGCAACAGUAUCAAAAGCAGUUGACCACAUUCAGAGGAGCGCAGCCGGAGCACGAGGAUUACGAAACAUGGCAGGGCAUCUCUAAUAGAAUGACCCAGAAUGCCCGCGAGCUUUGCGAACAGUUGCGUCUUAUCUUGGAGCCCACGAAGUGCACACGGUUAAAGGGCGACUACCGCACUGGAAGACGUAUUAAUAUGAAAAAAAUUAUACCAUACAUUGCCUCGCAGUUCCGCAAGGACAAGAUCUGGUUGCGACGAACCAAGCCUGCGCAGCGUGACUAUAAGAUCACCAUUGCCAUUGAUGACUCCAAGUCGAUGCACCACAAUAACUCCAAGACGCUGACUCUGGAGGCAAUCUCGCUUGUGUCGCAGGCGCUAACCCUUCUAGAGAGUGGUCGCCUUAGCAUUGUAUCCUUUGGAGAGGCGCCGCAGAUCAUACUAAAUCACACGGAGCAGUUUGAUGGCCCCCGCUUGGUAAAUGCUCUGAACUUCGCCCAGGACAAGACAAAGAUCGCCGGGCUGCUAAAUUUUAUACGCACGGCAAAUGCAGAAGAAAGCGGCAUGGGGGGCGACAAUGGUCUGUUUGAAAACCUUUUGCUGAUUCUCAGCGAUGGACGUAAUAUAUUCAGCGAGGGUGCACAGAACGUAAAGAACGCCAUUAAGUUGGCGCGGCUGCAGCGCAUCUUCCUGGUAUACAUCAUUAUCGAUAAUCCAGACAAUAAGAACUCAAUUCUGGACAUACAACAUGUGGCGGUGAACGCAGAUGGAUCUGUGAACAUUAAUUCCUACCUGGACAGCUUUCCUUUUCCCUACUAUGUGAUAGUCCGGGACCUUAACCAGCUGCCGCUGGUGCUCAGCGAAGCCAUGAGACAAUGGUUCGAGUUGGUUAACAGCGAGUAAUCUGAAUUGACUCUUGAAGAUAAAAAGAAGUUACUUUUACUUUUUAAUAUUAAUAUAGGCUUGAAUAUUUAGCCCACUUAGUUGUAUUGCACACGUAAAUAUUAAUUUGUACAAACUGAAAAUGUGACCGAGUGUUCACUGAUGCCCUUAUAAUUUACUUGAAAUUGUUACUUUUCUUAUUUUUUACAAUUAAACUUUUGUAAACAGUAUAAAGUUAGAUUAUAUAAACAUUAGACGAUUUAA
Molecule: messenger RNA, 16876 nt
Organism: Drosophila sechellia
Lineage: Eukaryota; Metazoa; Arthropoda; Insecta; Diptera; Drosophilidae
Product: midasin
Exons: 13
Coding region: 56-16633 (5525 amino acids)
Biological process (GO): ribosomal large subunit assembly; ribosomal large subunit export from nucleus
Cellular component (GO): preribosome, large subunit precursor; nucleus
Molecular function (GO): ATP hydrolysis activity; ATP binding
Source: RefSeq, a predicted model, not a curated record